Messenger RNA from Moesziomyces antarcticus, 321 nucleotides. RefSeq names its product cipC-like antibiotic response protein. The transcript has 2 exons. Lineage: Eukaryota; Fungi; Basidiomycota; Ustilaginomycetes; Ustilaginales; Ustilaginaceae. The record is from RefSeq and is a predicted model, not a curated record. The coding region runs from base 1 to 321 and encodes 106 amino acids.
AUGUUCGGAUUCGGUAACCACGAGGAGGCUGCUGACUUUGUCUACAACCAGGACCCGCAGGAGCACCAGUCCAAGUUCUCGCACGAGGCCGUCGGAUUCGGUGCCGGCUUCGUCGCCAUGCGCGAGUACGAGAAGCGCCAGGAGUCCAAGGGCGAACACCCCAAGCACGAGUUCGCCAAGGAGAUGCUCGCAGGCAUCGCAGGCGCAGAGGUCGACAAGCUCUUCGAGACCAAGGGCCUUGACUUCCUCGACCGCGAAGAGGCAAAGCGCCACGCCCGCAAGCAGGCCGAGCAGCUCUACGACCAGCAGUACGGAAACUAA